GAGAAGGCACACAGUCCCACUGCCAGACCGACGACCGCAGCUCGGGGGACGUGAAAGUGACUAUAGUGACGAGCUCACGCUGAAAGAACGGCUUCAAAGACAAAAAGGAAACCGCAAAACGUUGCACGGGCUGGUGUUAGAGCACAAGGUGGAUCACUGAGGCAGGUUUAAAACUGCAGGACUGCUUUGCUGUGUUUCCUGUUUCUUAAAGUUGGCUUGCACUGUAAAUGCAUUGGAUCCGGUGACAGCUUCGACACAAACACAGUGGCCGCAGUACGAGACGCGACAGACAUGGAGAAUGGCAAGAGCCGCUUGCAGCAGGCCCAGGAGGAUGUAGAGGAGGUGAAGGUCAUCAUGCUGGACAACCUGGAGAAGACUGAUGAGAGAUCUGGCAAACUUAAGGACCUGGAGGAUAGGGCUGAUGAGCUGCUGGAAAAGAGUAAAACUUUUGAGAAGACCGCCAACCAGGUGAAGCAACAGAAAAGAUGGGAGAACAAGAAGAUGAAAGUGGUGUUUAUUGGCAUCGGAGUGGCAGCGGCACUCAUCAUUAUCGGACUUAUAAUCUUUGCCAUUGUUGGUGGUACAUAAGAAUAGUAGCUUGUUUGCUGGUGAAAGGAAAAUAAGAUAUCGGGAAUGAGGGACACGAAAUGGGCAAAGAUAAAAGGUCCAGGAAAAGAGGAGUGCAAACUAUGGGACUCUAGCAUCUCGCCUGAACUGCUCAGUGUGUGAUAAUUCUGUGCUUAGAGAUGUUUAAGGGACUAUCAGCCCCACUCUUCAUUAGUGUAAGUCUUCAGGUGAUAUGGUACCAUUGAUUGCUUGGCUGCUUCACUGUGUUUUUUAUAACUUUUCAAGGGUCACGUCUCUGUUGACCGGCCGGGGCUUUUCUGUGUGGAGUUUGCAUAUUGUCGUUGUGCCUGCGUGGGUUCCAGGUGCUCCGGCCUCCUCCCACAGUCCGAAAACGUGCAGGUUAGGUUAAUUAGCGACUCUAAAUUUCCCAAAGGUAUAGAUGUGAGCCUGAAUGGUUGUCUGUUUCUAUGUGUCAGUCUUUUGAUUGACUGGCGACUUGUGCAGGGUGGGAUUGGCUCCAGCCCCCCUGCAACCCUCUAAAGGAUAAGCGGGUAUAGCUAAUGGAUGGAUGGAUAGAUGGAUGUCUCUGUCGGGCUCAUAUUGGAAGGAUACACAAAUCUUCAUGAAUAUUUGUUAAAAUUAGAUCUAAAUAAAAAAGUGCUCGGACACCAUCCAACCACUUUAAGCUAAUCUAUGAAUUACUAAUAUUUUUAACCAAACAUCAUUAGGCUCCUUAUUUUGUACUAUUUGCUUGUACAUAUCGGUUCAUGUUCAAGAGCACCACUCAGAGGAACAGAAAAUUGUCAUCACUGGACACUGAACUGAAGACAGAAUCCACUUCACAGCCGAUUCAAUCGAUGAUUUGGGGAGAGUCAACUGUCAGUGCAGGAAGACAGAGGAGAAAACAGAACAGAUGCCAGACUUGGUGAAUACAUGCAGCUUCAGAUAGCUUCAAAUUGGGAAGAAUCAACUGAUGUAUUGUCACAUAAAAAAUUUCAUCUGUCAAAAAUGAAAUGUCCCCAAAGUUGUAUGUAUCAUUAAAAUGUGUUUAAAGGUG
This is a messenger RNA of Siniperca chuatsi (mandarin fish), 1624 nucleotides long. RefSeq names its product vesicle-associated membrane protein 5 (gene vamp5). Gene Ontology annotation, cellular component: plasma membrane; SNARE complex. Bases 292 to 588 code for a protein of 98 amino acids. Gene Ontology annotation, biological process: vesicle-mediated transport; SNARE complex assembly; vesicle fusion. Gene Ontology annotation, molecular function: syntaxin-1 binding; SNAP receptor activity. The transcript is spliced from 3 exons. The record is from RefSeq and is a predicted model, not a curated record. Lineage: Eukaryota; Metazoa; Chordata; Actinopteri; Centrarchiformes; Sinipercidae.